AGGUACGUCCAAGGGAGGAAUGUGCAUUUUGGAUGUCAUCCUACACUGCAGCACGGGGCUUAUACGGGGAUAUACCGCAGGACCUAUUCAAGGGCAAAGGGUGAUGCUAUGCACAGGAGGUAAUGCACAGCACCCAAGGCACUGAGGAUGCAAACCAGAAAUAUCACACAGGCAUGGUUCAAUCCUAAAAAAGCUUCUUGGAACUGAAGCAGCAUGGAAUCCAUGGCCUCACUGGUUGUCUACAUUGUCAUCGAGGUGAUCAUAGCUGUGGUUUCAGUAGUCGGGAAUGUUCUAGUUAUCUGGGCUGUGAUUGUCAACCAAGCCCUCCGAGACACCACAUUCUUUUUCAUUGUGUCCCUGGCCGUGGCUGAUAUUGCAGUUGGUUCUCUGGUUAUCCCUCUGGCUAUCACAAUCAGCAUUGGACUGAAGACAGAAUUUUAUAGCUGUCUUAUGGGGGCCUGCAUUGUGCUGAUCCUCACCCAGAGUUCCAUAUUAGCACUGCUGGCCAUUGCUGCGGAUAGAUAUCUUAGAGUCAAGAUCCCAACAAGUUACAAGAGCGUUGUAACAGCAAGAAGAGCCGGCAUAGCAAUUACAGGAUGCUGGGUGCUCUCUUUCAUCGUCGGCUUGGUUCCCAUGUUUGGAUGGAACAACAUAGACAACCAAAGGAAAGCACUUAAUUCCAGUAGUAGCGAUGUUAUCAUUAUUUGCCAGUUUGAGACUGUAAUCAGCAUGGAGUACAUGGUAUACUUUAACUUUUUUGUUUGGGUACUUCCUCCACUUUUCCUAAUGCUUAUUGUGUAUCUGGAAGUGUUCAAUCUAAUUCAAAAACAGCUCAAUAAAAAAGUAUCUUCCACUUCCAAGGACCCACAGAAAUACUACGGGAAGGAACUAAAAAUUGCAAAAUCCCUUGCACUAAUCCUGCUACUUUUUGCUUUAAGCUGGUUGCCACUUCACACCUUGAACUGCAUUACUUUAUUCUGCCACACCUGCAAAACUCCGAUGAUCAUCACCUACAUUGCCAUCUUCUUAUCGCACGGAAAUUCAGCUAUGAACCCCAUUGUCUACGCAUUCCGGAUUGAGAAAUUCCGAACUACGUUUUUGUACAUUUGGAAAAAAUAUUUCUGCUGCAAAUCUGGCAGAGCAUUGAACAGAGCAAAGACUACAGUCAUUGAAAGAUCAGCUUCAAAACAUAUCAUCUAGAAAUGUGAAUGAUAAAGGUCUUUUUUUUGUAUAUCACAAUAGUGAAAUAACCAUCAGUUGUUUAAAAUCUUCAUUAUAUCAAUAAACCACAGUCAUUAUAUGAAGUGUAUGUCGGCUUCAGCAUUAAAAUGUUUUUAUACUUUUAUGUUUAAAAA
Molecule: messenger RNA, 1355 nt
Organism: Spea bombifrons (plains spadefoot toad)
Lineage: Eukaryota; Metazoa; Chordata; Amphibia; Anura; Pelobatidae
Gene: ADORA1
Product: adenosine A1 receptor
Exons: 3
Coding region: 214-1200 (328 amino acids)
Biological process (GO): G protein-coupled adenosine receptor signaling pathway
Cellular component (GO): synapse; membrane; dendrite
Molecular function (GO): G protein-coupled adenosine receptor activity
Source: RefSeq, a predicted model, not a curated record